Molecule: messenger RNA, 945 nt
Organism: Budorcas taxicolor (takin)
Lineage: Eukaryota; Metazoa; Chordata; Mammalia; Artiodactyla; Bovidae
Gene: CFAP73
Product: cilia and flagella associated protein 73
Exons: 7
Coding region: 1-945 (314 amino acids)
Biological process (GO): spermatid development
Source: RefSeq, a predicted model, not a curated record
AUGGCAGUGCCCUGGGAGGAAUAUUUCCAACUGGUUUUGGAAGAGAAACUGUCUAUGAAGAUCCCGGAGCAGAACAUGGACCACGUCCCCCCGGUCCUGCGUCUCUUGGAGAAGAGGCAGGAGCUGGUGGAUGCAGACCGGGGCCUUCAGGCCCAGAAGGAGGUGUUCGAGAUCACAAAGGCCUCCCUGAAACAGCGAUGGGAACAGUUGGAACAGAAAGAGCAGGAGCUAAAGGGGUCAUUCAUCCGCUUUGAAAAGUUUUUGCAGGACGCCGAGGCCCGGCGCAGCCGCGCACUGCGGAGAGCCGAGGAGGAGCGGCACCUGGCGGGCCGCCGGGAGGCGGAGGCGCUGAGGCUCCGGGCUCAACUGGCCGAGCUGCAGCGGGAGCGCGCGCGGCUGCAGCGCGGGCUGCAGCGUCUGGAGCCCUGCGCGCGCCUGCUGGAGCAAACGUUGGAGCUGUUGCCCGAGUUCCAAGAGGUCCCCGAACUGGUGGCGCGCUUCGACGGGCUGGCAGACAUGCAGGCGGCGCUGAGGCUCACGGAGCGCCAGCGGCUCGCGGAGCUGGAGGAGGCGCGCGCGCGGCUGCAGCGGCUGCGGGACUCCUGGCAGGACGAGCUGCUUCUGCAGGCCCAGCGGCGAGCGCAUCUCUUGGAGCGACUGGAGUCGGCGCGGGAGCGCACGCUGCACUGGGUACCGAGGCCGGAGGAGGAAUCCAAGUGGAUUCAGAUCCAGAACACGGCGGCUGAGAAGACCUUGCUCCUGGGGCGCACCAGGAUGGCAGUACUCAAUAUGUACCAGCUGGUGUGUCAGCAUCAGAGACGGCCACCCACCCUAGACAUCGAGGACACCGAGGGGCAGCUGGAGCAGGUGAAGCUGUCCAUUCUGGACCUCUCUGCCAUGCUGGCCGGACUCCAUCAGGCUGAGUCCACCGCCCCCACCUCCUAA